Molecule: messenger RNA, 4354 nt
Organism: Anastrepha ludens (Mexican fruit fly)
Lineage: Eukaryota; Metazoa; Arthropoda; Insecta; Diptera; Tephritidae
Product: dnaJ homolog subfamily C member 21
Exons: 2
Coding region: 209-1966 (585 amino acids)
Cellular component (GO): cytoplasm
Molecular function (GO): nucleic acid binding; zinc ion binding
Source: RefSeq, a predicted model, not a curated record
CCGAACAGCUGUCCGUUUGACAACCAAACACCUGCUUAAUUGCAAGGCCUCUUCGUAUAAUUAGCAAAAAUUUGUUUUUAAGAAGAUUUAACGUGUUCUAAGUUUUAUAGUCUAAAUAAAAAUAAUUGAGUAGGUAGAAAACUUUGUCAAAGUUUUCAGUGGAGACCCGCUAACAAUUUGAAAUUACAAUAAAGGCGACAUUACAAAAAUGAAGUGUUACUACGAAGAACUGGGUGUAGCUCGCGACGCUACAGACAGUGAUAUUAAGACUGCAUAUCGCAAGCUGGCUUUGCGUUGGCAUCCCGACAAAAAUCUCAACUCACUCGAAGAUGCAAAAGAACGGUUCCAAAUUAUUCAACAAGCAUACGAAGUGCUGUCCGAUCCGCAGGAGCGCGCAUGGUAUGACAAUCAUCGGGAUCAAAUAUUGCGCGGCAAAAACUCCGAGUACACAGAUAAUUGUCUCGAUGUCUUUGAAUAUUUCACUUCAUUCUGCUUCCGGGGCUAUGGUGAUGAUGAAAAAGGUUUUUAUGCAGUUUACAAGCAGGUAUUCGAAAAGAUUGCCGCCGAGGAUGCAGAAUUUAUGGAUGAUGAGGAUGAAAUGGAGCAGAUACCAACUUUUGGUGAUUCAACGAGCAGCUAUGAAGAUGUGGUUGCGCCCUUCUACGCUUAUUGGCAGGCCUAUUGCACGAAGAAAACAUACACAUGGCUAUGCCCGUACGACGUGAAAGAUAUCAGGGAUCGGCGAAUACUGCGUGAAGUUGAGAAGCAAAUGAAAAAAGUGGCACAAAAGGCGCGCAGGGAGCGCAAUGAGGAAGUGCGCAAUUUGGUAUCCUUUGUGCGCAAGCGAGACAAGCGUGUGCAGGCGUACAGAAAAGUUCUCGAGGAACGCGCUGAACUCAACCGCAAGAAGCAAGAACAGAAUAGAUUGGAGCGAAUUCGUAAGCGUCAACGUGAACUUGAAGAGAUGCGCCGAAAUCAUGCACAAAACAACCAUCACCAUGACGAUUAUGAAGCACAGCUAAAGCAACUUGCGCAAGAUUAUGGCGACAGCAGUGCCGCAGAAAGUACUGAAGCGAGUGAUGAGGAAGCGGAGGAAGACGAAGAAGAGUCUGGAGAAGACGACUUUUAUGUAGAUGAUCUUUACUGUGUCGCUUGCAAUAAAGUAUUCAAAAACGAUCGUGCGUAUGCAAGUCACGAGACGAGUAAAAAGCACCGCGACGCAGUGGAGCGCAUCAAACUUGAAAUGCAAGCAGAGGAGGCAGUAUUUGAAAAAUGUAACGAAGAUGAAGAACAGCAGCAAGAUGAAAAAUUGCAAGAUAGUGGGACGGGAGAACUAGAAGUAGAGGAAACAACGACUGAAAGCCACAUUCUAAUUCAAGAGCAGUCGGAGGAAACCGAUGUAGCCGCGGCUGAUAAGGAUGAUGCGAGUGCAGACGAUGAAAUACCUGCCACGCGAAAGGCAAAAAAAGGUAAAAAAGCACGGAAAAAUGCCAAACUCAAUAAAUCACAAGUGCCAGAUUCAGACGAUGAACACGAAGGAUCUAUUGCGACCGAUUUUCUGGCGCGUGCGAAAAUAGCGAACAGUGAUGAGGAAGACUGGAACAGCAGCGGUAAAAAAGCGACGCGCAAAAACAAAAACAAAAAGCAAUUAAAAAAUGCUGUUGUCGAAGAAGCAAAACCGAACUCUUCAAUACAAGAAGAUAAACCGACGACGGAACCGAAAAAACUUAGUGUGACAAAGGGCCAAGAAACGACUGAUGAACCUGUUAAGAAAACGCAACCCAACAUCAAGUUAAAAGUCGAGGAGAAUUCCACUACCACGUCGCAUGUGUGCGUUACUUGCCACAGUAAUUUUUCAUCUAAAAAUAAGCUAUUUGCUCAUUUGAAAAUCACCAAUCACGGUGUUUACAUACCCAAAACGAAAGCGGAAACGCCAAGCAAAAAGGGUAAGGGUAAGAAGAAGUAAGCACAAUGAGCGCGUGAUCAAUGAACGAAAAUCGCUACAAUUUCAUACAAAAGGGUUUUCCAAUAAGAGGUGUUAUUUUGAUGAAAAAAAUCAUUGGUUUCGUUGCUUGUGUGGCACGUAGCGCCGUCUUGUUGAAAAUAAACGUUGUCCAGAUCAAUACAAUCCAAUUCAUUCGGCCAUAAAAAAGCGUUAAUCAGCUCUCGAUAGCGCAAUCCGUUCACCGUAACUGUUGCUCCAGCUUCAUUUUCGAAAAAGAAAGGUCCAAUUACUCCGCCGGACCAUAAACCGCACCAAACAGUCACACGUUGAGGAUAGAGAGGUUUUUCAACAAUAACUCCGCGAUUUUCUGAGCCUCAGAUCCGACAAUUUUGCUUGUUGACGAAGCCACCGAGGUGGAAAUGGGCCUCAUCACUCAAGAUGAUUUUUCGCUGAUGGAAUUCCGGAUCAUUUUCAUGCAUUUCAACGACCCAAUCAGGGCAUCAAUUUCUGUAUUGCGGUCCGACAAGGUGCUUCACGAUGACCCAAAAAUGCUCGAGUUUUACGAAUCGUCUGCCAAAUUUUCACCAUUUUUUAGUGAAUCUUAAUAAUUUCAGUGCGUAGUUUCUACUUGUCAAAUAUCAAAAAAUGACAGCUUCAAAAGUGGCAUCUACAGAAAUAGCGGGCUAUUCAAAAUGACACCUGUUAUUGGAAAAUCCUUUAUUUAUGUGGGAAUAUAUUGCAUCCGUCUGUCUUAUGAUUUUAAGUCAAGAAAAUGUACCUCGCCUCACUUAAGUAUCAGCGGUGCAUUAUCAAGUGUGUGUUGCUAAAAACCUGUCUUCGAUUCCGUUUAGCGUUUAUUGCACGCCAAAACUUAACUUAAUUUUUAUUGUAACAUAAAACUAGCGCUUCUCUUAUAUGAAAACUUUAAGUAAAUUUUUUAUUAAAAAUUGUUAACAACUACGAAAUUCAAAUUGAAUAGUAAGCAGUUAAGUCGUAAAAAUAUCGUAAAUUAUCUUAAGAUCUUAAAAAUAUAUAUUUUGGCCGGAAUCAAUUAUUUCACACAAAACGUAUAUGGAUUUAUUGCAUUGUGACCAAAUUUAAAAUAAAAUAUAAAAAGCAAGGUGCAUUCAUUAAAGGUGGUGGCACUAGACCAACAACAAUGUUUUGUAUGUUUGAUUGUCAGAGCCAAGUAUUGGCAAGGUAGAAAACAUAAAUUGAAUUCGCCUUGUUUCAUUCUGGGCUGACAGCUUCAUAGACACGGCGAAAGAAAAAAAAACAAAUCAGCGGAUUUACGAUACCAUCUUUAAUAAAUUCGCCUUGAUAAAAAGCUUGUAAAAAAUAAAUUAUUUGCUUUUAUAUAUAAUUGGCGCGUACAUUUUUUUUUUGGUGUUUGGCCGAGCUCCUCCUAUUAUUUGUGGUGUGCGUCUCGAUGUUGUUCCACAAAUGGAGGGACCUACAGUUUCAAGCCGACUCCGAACGGCAGAUAUUUUUUAUAGCAGAAAUACACUCGGGGGUUUGCCUUUGCCUGCCGAGGGGCGACCGUUAUUAGAAAAAACUUUUUCUUAAUUUUUGAUCUUUCACCGAGAUUCGAACCGACGUUCUCCCUCUAAAUUCCGAGUGGUGGUCACGCACCAACCCAUUCCGACGGUAAAUAACCCCAAAAUUUUGGGUGUAACCUUUGACAGCUUGCUCUCCUUCUCUGCGCACACAACCGCAAUUGCCACUAAAGUCCAAAAUCGCAACAAGCUCCUCAAAUCGCUGGCCGGCAGCACUUGGGGCAAAGACAAAGAACUGUUGCUUUCGACAUUUAAGGCAAUUGGUCGGCCGGUUCUAAACUAUGCUGCGCCUGUCUGGUCGCCUGGAACUAGUGAUACGCAGUGGACAAAGCUACAGACAUGUCAAAAUACCGCCAUUCGGACAGCGACCGGGUGCCUCCUGAUGUCUCCUACUCAACACCUACAUAACGAGGCACAAAUGCUCCCAGUAGUGGAGCACAACAAACUGCUCAGCAAGCAGUUCCUGCUUGGAUGUUACCGCAGGGUUCACCCCUGCAGACACCUACUUGAGCCUGAGCCGCCUCCCAGGCACGUCAGGAGACACCUCUUAGACUACGCUGACGAAAUUAAGGACAAAACUGACCGCAACCUACUGGACCGGACAGUCAAUAAACGACAUCCACCGGGAGAUCGUUACCACCUUCAUGAACUCCCGUCCUGUGAAUGCCUUUUUCGGAGUCCAACCACCACCUAUUGCAGACGAAGAGCUCUAGCUUCCCCGUGAGACUCGUGUAACAGCCACGGCGGCCGCUUUUAUACAUCGAUGGCAUACAUUUAUAGAUUUAUUUAGUGUAGUUGUAAAAUGAACAAAUGAGGUUUAUUUUUGUAUUUGUGACACCCAAUAAGUGAUUUA